Molecule: messenger RNA, 3189 nt
Organism: Ophidiomyces ophidiicola
Lineage: Eukaryota; Fungi; Ascomycota; Eurotiomycetes; Onygenales; Onygenaceae
Gene: GCV2
Product: glycine decarboxylase subunit P
Exons: 2
Coding region: 1-3189 (1062 amino acids)
Biological process (GO): glycine decarboxylation via glycine cleavage system
Cellular component (GO): glycine cleavage complex; mitochondrion
Molecular function (GO): glycine dehydrogenase (decarboxylating) activity; pyridoxal phosphate binding; glycine binding
Source: RefSeq, a predicted model, not a curated record
AUGGUUGUACCGCUCUCACUGCUCCGUGCUGGAGCUCGUCCGCUGGCGUUCAAUCCCCUCCGUACUGCCUCGCUGAGAGCCUCCCGCGUUUCUCCGUCCACCGCCUGCAGGCAAUGCCUCCAAUUGGCCCGCCUCCAGCACACAACCGCUGCUCGUCGAACAGUGCACUCAAGUUCCAGUGGAGAUGUUGAUAAACUUCAACCCCGCGACCUUCACUCGCCCCUUGACACCUUCCCCCGCCGGCACAUUGGGCCUGGUGCCGAUGCCACCGAGCAAAUGCUCGGAGUAUUGGAUCCUCCAGCCAAAAGUCUCGACGAUUUUGUGAAGCAGGUGCUACCUGUGGAUAUUCUGACUGCUAAGAACCUCUCUGUGACCGAGCCGAAAGCCUCUGCAGAGCUCCGAAAAGAUGGCAUCCUUGGUGGUCUGGGGGAGAAAGACAUGAUCAAAUUCCUAGAAUCAUACACCAAGAAAAUUGAUGUGACGGGGAAAUCUUAUAUCGGAUGUGGCUAUCAUCCCACUGUCGUUCCCCCUGUUAUUCAGCGGAAUGUCCUGGAGAAUCCCGCUUGGUACACGAGCUACACACCCUACCAACCCGAGAUUAGUCAAGGUCGCCUUGAAUCCCUAUUGAAUUUCCAAACUUUGACAGCCGAUCUGACCGGCCUGCCUGUCGCAAAUGCAUCCGUGCUCGAUGAAGGAACUGCUGCUGCCGAAGCCAUGACCAUGUCAUGGGCGAAUCUCCCUAUUAAUAAGCAAAAGCUAGAGAACAAAGUGUUUGUUGUAUCCCACCUAUGCCACCCGCAAACAAUUGCUGUCAUGAAGUCACGCGCUGAGGGGUUUGGAAUCAAAUUGGAAAUUGGUGAUAUUAUGGCCGAGAACUUUAAGAUCGUGAAAGACCAGGGUGACAGAUUGAUUGGUGUCCUCGCGCAGUAUCCUGAUACCGAGGGAGGCAUUCUCGACUUUAAAACUCUGGGCGAGAAGAUUCACGCACAAGGCGGCACAUUCUCCGUUGCAACUGACCUUUUGGCAUUGACCGUUCUCAAGGCCCCAGGGGAGUUUGGCGCCGAUAUUGCCUUUGGAAAUGCGCAAAGACUCGGUGUGCCCAUGGGUUUUGGCGGCCCCCAUGCUGCUUUCUUCGCCUGUACCGACAAGUAUAAACGUAAAAUCCCAGGCCGUAUCGUUGGUGUUUCAAAAGACCGUCUCGGAAACCGUGCCUUGCGGCUUGCGCUCCAGACUCGUGAACAGCAUAUUCGACGAGAAAAAGCCACCAGCAAUAUUUGCACUGCUCAAGCACUGCUGGCUAAUAUGACUGCCAUGUAUGCAGUGUAUCAUGGGCCACAGGGUCUUAAGGCCAUCGCCGAGCGUAUCAUGGCAAUGACUUCUCUGCUCCGCAACAAAUUACAGCUCCUAGGCUUCAAUGUACCUGUCAGAGGGAACGCUGUAUUCGAUACUGUCGUUGUGGAGGCGAAAAACAGCUCAGAAGCGGACGCAAUUGUUUCAUCAGCCUUGGAUGCUGGCAUCUACCUUCGACGAGUAGACCCAACUAAAGUUGGCAUUUCCUUAAACGAGGGUGUUGGUGUGGAUGAGCUGAAGGAGCUUCUCGCCGUUUUUGCGAACCUCUCUUCGAAAAAGGGCGCCGAAACUUUGGAUCUCAGCAAAGAUAUACCCUCAGUUGAAAUUCCCGAACCCGUUAAACGGACUUCUACCUUCCUUACCCAUCCGGUAUUCAACACUCAUCACUCUGAGACAGAAAUGCUCCGAUAUAUGCAGCAUCUCGUGUCCAAGGAUCUCUCCCUCGCUCACUCUAUGAUCCCUCUUGGCUCUUGCACCAUGAAAUUGAAUGCCACGACCGAAAUGGUACCUGUUACAUGGCCUGAGUUCUCGACUGUGCACCCCUUUACCCCUGCAGAAAAGGUCCAGGGUUACGUCGACAUGGUCGAAGACCUUGAGCAGCAACUGGCCGAUAUCACCGGUAUGGCUGAAGUUACCAUUCAGCCUAACUCAGGCGCUCAGGGUGAAUUUGCUGGUCUGCGGGUGAUUAAGAAAUACCAGGACAGUCUUGGUGAACCUGGAAAGCGAAAUAUCUGCUUGAUUCCCGUCUCUGCACACGGAACGAACCCCGCCAGUGCUGCCAUGGCGGGAAUGAAGGUUGUUCCAGUGAAGUGUGACACUGCUACUGGAAAUCUUGACGUCACAGAUCUUCGAGCAAAGUGUCAGAAACAUAAAGAUGAACUAGGAGCCAUCAUGAUUACUUAUCCUAGCACCUUUGGUGUCUAUGAGCCCACUAUCAAGGAAGUUUGUGACAUCGUUCACGAAUUUGGUGGCCAGGUGUAUAUGGAUGGUGCCAACAUGAAUGCACAGAUUGGCCUCUGCUCUCCAGGUGAAAUUGGAGCCGACGUGUGCCACCUUAACCUCCAUAAGACUUUCUGUAUUCCUCACGGAGGUGGAGGCCCAGGAGUUGGACCUAUCGGCGUCGCGGAACAUCUUCGACCAUUCCUUCCAUCCCAUCCUUUGAGUGAAUCCCUUUUAGCCAAACGACCUGCAAAUGUGGACUCGCCUCCAAUCUCAGCUGCUCCAUUUGGAAGUGCAAGCAUCCUGCCGAUCACCUUCUCGUACAUCAACAUGAUGGGCUCGAAGGGUCUCACCCAUGCUACCAAGAUCACUCUUCUGAAUGCCAACUAUAUUCUCUCCCGCCUAAAGCCUCACUAUCCAAUCCUCUAUACCAACGAAAACGGUCGCUGUGCUCAUGAGUUCAUUCUGGACGUCCGAAAAUUCAAGGCAACUGCUGGUGUUGAGGCCAUUGAUAUUGCCAAGCGUCUGCAAGAUUAUGGCUUCCAUGCCCCAACUAUGUCCUGGCCCGUAGCAAACACUCUGAUGAUUGAGCCCACGGAGUCCGAGCCUAAAGCCGAACUUGACCGAUUCUGCGACGCCCUAAUCUCCAUCCGCGAAGAAAUCGCAGCUGUUGAGCGUGGCGAGCAGCCUAAGGCUAACAAUGUUUUGAAGAUGGCUCCCCAUACCCAGCGGGAUCUUCUGUCUUCAGAAUGGGACCGCCCUUACUCGCGGGAAAAGGCUGCAUACCCCGUGCCUUGGCUCCUAGAAAAGAAAUUCUGGCCUAGCGUGACACGAGUUGAUGAUGCAUUUGGUGAUCAGAAUCUCUUCUGUACCUGUGGGCCCGUCGAAGAUACCUCAUAA